GUUCGCGCUAAAUCACUUACAUAAGCGAUCGUGUUAUUGGCUUGCUUCCCUUCACACUCAACCUUCAAGGAAGGUGAUCCCAAGAAGAUUUCCAAAAGAUUAUACUGAACUCGGAUUUUGAGACUAGUGAAAUCAUUGUAACGAACUACUAACUUGGUCUGUGAAGACAUGACCAACACAUUAUCAACCGACAUUCAGCAAGAGACACAGUCGUAUGGUACAUAUCGCACUCUCCUACUCUGAUAUUGACGAUUUCGACGAUUACAGGUACCUAUUACGGCCGAUCAAAUUGGAAAUCGAAACUCGAAGGCAUGAAAGCCACAAAGAGAAUGGCGUAUCACGCAGAAGUUCGAUCGUCUGAGCCGAGAAGGCGACAUGGAGUGAAACCCCUGAAGGGUCAGGAUUGGCCGAGUACCGCUUCGCAAAGCACAUCAGUGAGUUGAUCUGGAACCACCAUCUGUACAACAGAAUAAAGCUUGUAGAAGAUAACGCCUAGGGAUGACGCCCACACACCGCAGGGCUGAUAUGGUGGCCGAGUCGGAGAUCGGCUCUCCGCUAAGCCCGGACCCUUACCUACCCAACCUCGAACUCCAACAUAUCAAAUACCAGAUACCAUCACCCGAAUCACAGACUUUUACAGUACUCUCCAUCAUGGUUGGCUCAAUACCAAACGAUAUAUUCCAAUUCUCCACCUACGCAGCUCUCAACGCCGGAUUCAAUCAAGGCCAACCCCGAACCGCAGACCUUACUUCCCACGGCACAGAUGGCAUUGGUGUUUACGAAGAUGGCAGUCUCAUGAUCUUGAAAGACCGACAAGCGUACGCACUUACCAAGGAUGGAAAAGCAAAGUCAGCACCCAUGAAUGCACGCCUUCCUCUCGCAUUGGUCACAGUAUACCAGCCAACUUUUCGUCUGAAGAUCGGGUCGAUAUCUCUGGAAGCCCUUGAUGAGCUCGUUUCAUCCGAUGAUGUGGGUCCAGCGAAGGGUGUAAAUACUCUUAUGCCCUUUAAGAUCGCCGGUCGUUUCGAUUCGAUAGAGUUCGAAGAUGGGCCCAGUAGAAAUGCAAUCGACGGUACGCUGUUCGGCUUCGUGGUGCCAGCCUGGAUGAAGGCUAUCAGCGGCCCACGGAUCCAUGCACAUUUCCUGGACGCAAACGAGGAGGUCGGAGGGAGGGUUGUAGAUUUCACCAUGGCGGAAGAAGCAGUGUUUAGUUUUGCGAAAUGCGGUAGAUUUCACUUGGGCUUUCCGCAGGGGGGAGAGUGGGAGGAGAUGAAGUUGUGAUUGGAGCGGUGUGCUCGAGAUUGGACGACUUUCAUCGCGUUGAUCGCUUUAUAAAACUGUCGCGAUCGUCUGAACAUGAUAACACUACCAGGCACUUAGACACCAUAUAAUUACGCAGCUCCAUCGACACCAUCGUUCUGCCCCCUUGUUUCAUACGCGUCCUCACCAUCGCUGUUUCAAUCGCAAUGGCAUUGACGAACAUGUCUCAGGGCUUUCUUCGACGACAUAGAAACCCUCGCCGUUGUCGUUGGCUUGUUGCGUUCUCUUGUUUUCGUCGAAUCAUGCAUCGUUUUCGAUAUUUGCGCUGCUAGAAUCAAGCCC
Messenger RNA from Alternaria rosae, 1602 nucleotides. RefSeq names its product alpha-acetolactate decarboxylase. NCBI's taxonomy places the organism in Eukaryota, Fungi, Ascomycota, Dothideomycetes, Pleosporales, Pleosporaceae. The transcript has a single exon. The record is from RefSeq and is a predicted model, not a curated record. Gene Ontology annotation, biological process: acetoin biosynthetic process. Gene Ontology annotation, molecular function: acetolactate decarboxylase activity. Bases 499 to 1281 code for a protein of 260 amino acids.